AUGUCUGUAAUGUAUCACCAACCGACAUAUGAAAGUCAAUUAUUUGGAUAUAGACAAUGUCGCGAUCAAAAUUUACUUGCAUUCUUAAGACAUCUUCAGUGUUUACCUCCAAUGGAUAAAAACGGGCCGAUGAACGGUCGCUGUAGUCGUGAAACAGAGCAAAUGGAACAGUUUCUGAAUCAAGCAUUCGGUUUCACAAAUAUUCCUCAACAUUAUAUUGUUCCGGGCGUCAAAUCAUUCUCUUUACAGCAGUAUCCACAUCAAAUGCAGCCGGAUGCAGUCAUUUACUUUCCUCACAAGUGUGCCAAUUCGUUUGCAAUGACUACACAAGAAAUCAAAAAUUGGCAGCGUUCCUAUAGAGUAUACGCAGCCAAAAAUGUCAACGGGAUGAGUAAAGAGACGUUGCAUAAAGCGUUACAGGGUAAGAGUGAAGAUGGUUCAGAUGCUUUUCGCAUGAAAUUUGUCGUACGCAUUUCUACAUGUCCCAUCCUCAUGGAAUUCGAUGCCAAAGUUAUUCCUCGUCGAUUGACAGACGAAUGGCCUAAUCGAAUAAAGCUUGUAUCUGUCACUGGGAUUGAUUUCGCUGGUCGAAAACAUGACAUCGGUGAUAUUCAACACUACCUGUUAAAUUGGCAGAAACUGUUUCACUUGGAUCCAAAAACAGGCUUACCGGUGGUUCAUAAUGGAAGAGACUUCUGUCCGGUGAGUCGUGGACCUUCAGCUAUACUCGAUGAGAAACGUCUUCGAGAUAGUCUUACACUUAUGGUCAGAUUGCGAUUACGAGCGUGUGACGAAGAAGGUGUACACAUUGUCGUUGAGACAGGCAUUGGCUUAGGAGUGUUCUCCGGCAAACAACUUGGAAUUGAUCAGAAAGUUCGACGAUUGUCUGCACGCGCUGCUCGAGAAGUACUCGAAGAAGAUGGUCCAUCAUACAAAAGCAUUCGCGCUGUUGUCUUUGCUCUACCCGUAUUCAGUCAAGGCAGAUCUCAUGAACGUGUGCCUGAUACUUAUGACGAUUUCGUAAACGAAUUUCGAACAUCGAACUAUAAUGGUCGUAUUCCGGUAUUAAUUGCUGAUCAAGACAUGCAUCGGCUAACUGUUGCCAUUGCUCGACGUGGCUAUAUUGUGUCUGAAUUGAAUCCAGCAGAUUCACACGGUGUAUUCGGUGAAUAUUGGCAAAAUCGAGGACCAGCUGUAGAAGAAAAGCUUGCAUUAACCACAGUUGGUCUCCUCGUGCAACACCAUCUAAUCAACGCAGAAGUUCUCAACAAAGAUCGAUAUCAUGUUCUAGACAUGAGUGGUACACCAGGAUCGGAGCCAUAUGCCAAGACUACUCAUGGCAACAGAGAUGAUAGAAAUCCUCACAAAUAA
Messenger RNA from Adineta ricciae, 1371 nucleotides. The record is from the annotation of a GenBank genome assembly. NCBI's taxonomy places the organism in Eukaryota, Metazoa, Rotifera, Eurotatoria, Adinetida, Adinetidae.